Messenger RNA from Lepisosteus oculatus (spotted gar), 2209 nucleotides. It is a transcript of the gene sult2st2, whose product is annotated as sulfotransferase family 2, cytosolic sulfotransferase 2. Gene Ontology annotation, biological process: sulfation. Gene Ontology annotation, molecular function: sulfotransferase activity. Gene Ontology annotation, cellular component: cytoplasm. NCBI's taxonomy places the organism in Eukaryota, Metazoa, Chordata, Actinopteri, Semionotiformes, Lepisosteidae. The record is from RefSeq and is a predicted model, not a curated record.
UCUGGAAAACAGCCCAAAAACAGUCAAAACCUAGGGAGGCCUCCCUCCUGUCAGUAGCUGGAGAAUUCGCCUACGGACUGGAGCUCUUGCUUUCAGAAGUGAUGACGGAAAAAGAGUUAUAUUCAGUAUACAAGGGGGUGUAUGUGCCAAAGCUAUUGCACCCCACAGAAAGCUUGAAAUAUGCUGAGGACUUCACGUUUCGUAGCGACGACAUAAUUAUUGUGACUUAUCCUAAAUCUGGCACUACAUGGAUGCAGGAGAUCCUGCCACUGGUUGUGAGUGAGGGGGACUUCACGGUCGUGCAGUCCGUUCCCAACUGGGACCGCGUGCCAUGGCUGGAGGAGCAUCGCGCCAUGGUCCUGAACCUGGAGAACAGGCCCUCACCACGCAUGUUUGCCACCCACUUCCACUACAGUAUGAUGCCCCAGUCCUACUUCCAGAACAAGCCUAAGGUUAUUUAUGUCAUGAGAAACCCAAAGGAUGUCUUUACUUCUUCCUACCACUAUUAUGGAAUGGCAUCUUAUCUGGUGAAACCAGGGACUUGGGAUGAGUUCCUCACAAAAUUCCUGGAUGGAAAAGUGAUGUUUGGCUCAUGGUUUGAUCAUGUGAAAGGAUGGCUUAAUGCAGAAGCCAAGGACCGCAUAUUGUACAUGACAUAUGAGGAAAUGAUUUGGGAUCUGAAGGACUCUGUUUCCAAAAUCUCUGAUUUCGUUGGAAAAUCCCUGAGCACUGAGCUGAUUGAGAAGAUAGCUGAUCACUGCACGUUCAAGAACAUGAAGCAGAACAAGAUGUCAAAUUACUCUCUUGUUCCAGAAGAGUUCAUGAAUCAGAAAAAAUCGGAGUUUCUCAGAAAAGGGAUAUGUGGCGAUUGGAAGAACUAUUUCACAGUGGCCCAAGCAGAGCUGUUUGACUUUGUGUACAAGGACAAGAUGAAGGAUGUCAAUUUCAAGUUUAUGUGGGAUGAAAAUAAUAACUGAUUCCAGUGAACAGAAGCUUGUUGGCAAUCCACACUUUAGCUGUUGUAAUAUAAAGUAUUAUUUCCUACUAACCUGUUUAAUAUAUAUCUAAUAUAAUACUCCAUUCUGCAUGUCUAUUAUACCUAAACCCAAGUAAUAUAUUCUUUCCAUUUGUUCACAUUACACAUUACAUUACAGUACAUGGUGUAUUAUGACCCACAAGCUGAAUUGGAGCUAUUCCCAAUAAAGGACGUCUUCUACAGAGUGACACUUAAAUAUUAAGAGACCUCAAUACUGGACAAAGAGGAAAUACAUUCUUUAGGGCACAGAGUAAGAAAACCGAAUGACAUUUCUGGACUGUCUGUGAACCGUAUGUGAAUUUGUGAAUGUGAAUUCACAAUAAUUGUAAUUCAGCUGUAACUUGUUUGUUAUUACACCUGCAAACUGCUCAGCUGUUCUAUUCCAUUAAUGUACAUUGGAAUCACAUGAGAGCUUGACUUCAUUGUGUCCUUAAGGUCAGUUUACAAACACAGAUAAGGUGCAUGUGACAAAUUUUCAUUAUUCUUUACCUGUCACCGUUAAUGUAAUGAAUGUCUUUUUUAAACCAGAAAGCUUAUAUGAUAUCGUAGUGUACUGUAUGCCACUUGUUUUGUGUUUAAUUUUCAUAAUCAAAAGAAAAGUAAAAAAAUAUUCAUUAAUUAAGGUAGUCCUCUACAUGCCAUAUUACAAAUGCCUGUAAUUAGAAUAUGUUUACAAAUUAAAUAUAACAUGUUAUUUCAAUUAGGACAUUUAAGUUUUGCAUGUAUUCAUCCUAUAUAUAUGUUACUGUAUAUUCCAUAUUCAUAACAAAUUAGUAUGUUGCUCAUUAAAACCUGGCAGAUUAAAUUUCAAGUAGGGAAGUGCUGAGUGUUACAUGCUGCAAAAUGUAGAUGAUAAAUUAAAAAUGGGAAGCCCUGGGCUUUUUACUUCUGUAAAAAACAUGAAAGUGAUUAGUCUAGGCACUGUAAGGGGGGAGAAAUAAAUAAAAUGUCUUUAUAUACAUGGUUAAAAGCUUAGAAUGUUAAUGAAGUGAAGUUGUGCCAUUUUUUUAUUAAAAGAUCACACUGGAACACCCCAUUUAGAAUAUUGUGUACACGUUCGGUCGUCCUUUUGCAAAGAAAAAGGUAUUGUGGACCUGGUUCGGAUAAGAGCAACAUGUACAGUACGUAAUGGUACAAUAAAAAGUCGUAAACCGAACGGCUAAAAGAACCGAA